Messenger RNA from Physella acuta, 771 nucleotides. RefSeq lists its product as uncharacterized. Lineage: Eukaryota; Metazoa; Mollusca; Gastropoda; Physidae. The record is from RefSeq and is a predicted model, not a curated record.
AAGUUCUUGUAGUUACAGCAAGUUGACUCCCCACUCGAAACACAGCAGGCAGUCUGUAGGCGGCAAUGGACUGACGUGGAAGCUUCUAGAACAUUUCGGAGAUAUUGAACACCAACCUGAACGGAAAUGAACACAUCGCAGAACUCGACGUCCCAGCCGCACGUCUUGCGAUGGCCCCUGAUCUACCCCCAGCCUCAGAUACUCGACUUCAACUGCCACCAGGUCAAUAUCCUCCAGUCCGGGAUGCCGCAGCUCAUUUUUAAAAAUCUAGGAGUCUACCUCAAAGAUGUGGCGAAGAAAAGCACCUCCGUUCUGAAAACAUUGGAACCCAGCCCGGCUGAGACCGAGCAGGCGGCGUCAACACUCGAGGAACAGGCGAGGAGCCCUUGCGGAGAAUGUCCGGAAAGUGAGGCGGUGCCGGUUCCAGAGCUGUGCCAGAGUGUGCGCAGCACAGGGAAUACCGCGCGGUUAUGUAAACCGGGGUUGAGUAAAUUUCUCGCCAUGCCGAACUGGGAAAGAAAAGAGCACAUCCGGUCACUCAUGAUUUUUAAAAUGCUCUUGACGGUUCUGUGCCAACUCUUAUUUAGCGUUUCGCUUACCGCUAUCUUCAGAUUUGGUUUGGAAGAGUGGAUGCACAUGUUUGACGGAAAUGCUUCCCCUUUAAGAUGGUCACCCCUGCUUAUGUACGGGACUGCUGCUAUAGCCAUGGGUUACUUCCCUUUGGAGAUACUUCGCAAACAUUGGGUCGACGCUGCUCUCUUUAUUCUAGUG